This is a messenger RNA of Vitrella brassicaformis, 1059 nucleotides long. Lineage: Eukaryota; Vitrellaceae. The record is from the annotation of a GenBank genome assembly.
GGGCCAUCAGUGCAUUGUGUCACCCAGGGAACACAACAAAAACGCAGAGGGGACGGCUUGUCGAGAAAAAGGCAAAAUGCGUCCAAUGUGUCUAAUGUGUCCACAGAUACAUGUACACAACCACCGUCAGCACUCAACCACACACGACAAGCGACCGCUCUAAUUACUACAUGCUGCUCUAGACACACAGACACGGUGAGAGACACCCCGCAAACAAAUCCCGCCCCCCUCUCCCCUCUCUCACUCACUGUCCCUUCUUAUUGGCUCUCGCCUCGGCCACCUCCCGAUUGACGUGAUGUGUGGCCUUCCAAUACACGACGAUCUGCAGCAGCAGCGUCCCAUUGAGGCAUAGCGCCGUCACGUGGCCCGUCAGCACAACCCAGUCGUCGAUCUGCGUCACCGUCGUGAACACUCUUGCCGCAUUGCCGGCCGCCUGCAUGCCCAUCGUCAGCAAAGACAGCUCCCCUGUGUGCCCCUGCCGCAGGUUCCGGACGAUCUGCGGCAGCCGCGACGCCACUGAGAUGGGUGUCGGGGCGAACCCCAGUAUCGGCAAAGCUGAGUGGGGAAACGGCCCCUGGAGCACAAACGUGAAGAAGGCGGCGAGGACACAGGUCAGGGAGCCGCGAAUGAGGUGGUGGCCGGGCUGGAAGGACCAGUAGAGCAGCACGAGCAGGAUGCACUGGAUGGUGACGAAGGCCGACUCGCCCCAGUUGCUGAUGGGAUAGCCCUCGAGCACGUUGUAGCAGCAGUAGAUGGCGUUGGCCAGCAGCUCGAUGAUAAAGGCCGCCUCCGACACCCCAUGCACAGACUGGCUCUUGAGGAUCCGCAGGAUCUGCGGCACCUUGACAAUCGUGGCACCGGCGAUGACGCCGAGGCUGAGGCAGUUGGCGACGAACUGCUUGGUGCAGUCGGUGUCCAGCUGCCCUGACAGCACCGUGUCCACGCAAUGCUGACUUGUGAGGCCGAAGAAGGGCUUCUGCAGAUCCAUAGCGACAGGUCACCCGCAGAAUUCAACAGCCGACAAUGCGCGUGAGGAAGAUGAGACUCCCUCCUUUCCCC